AUGGUCGCUCCAGCUGUCCCUGAGUUGACUGAGGAGGUUCUACACGAAUCCAUCGAUGCACGAACAGAAACCCUCGAUGCGCUGCGAGAAUUAGGCCCUCCUGAUCUCGUUCAAUUGAUCAAGCAGGCUCCAAGGAACCCGGUGAAACAGAUUGGCGUCUAUCAUCAUGUCACUGGAGUUGAUGCGUCCUCCUCCGCAAGCCUGGCAGCCUACAUCAACACUCUGACCUACAAAGAGAGCCACCAGUCCCCCACAAAAAUAGUCGAGGGCGUUUAUUGCUGUUAUAAUGCCUUCUCGCGAUUGGAUAUGCGCGUACAUGUCACCAUUCCCGGCAGCGUCGAGAGCUACUGCAUAGAUGAACGAGGCGAAAAGCGAGUGGCUUCGGACGAAUUAUGGCUGGAGACAUACCUUUGUAGUGUCCUCCGCGCAUACUCCUACGCAGAUGAUGGAAGCGGGGAUACAAUACGGAAGAUAAUGGGCGUGCGAAGAUUUAAUCCUGUCACAACUACGGAAACAGAGCACAGAUUUCUGCAAGCAGCCGAACAGUUAUUUUUCAGAGGUUGGCAACUCGGGUCCGAAUCUGUGGUCCAAGUUCCAAACAACGUCUCGAAUCACCUUACAGUUGGCCUUCUGAAAUAUUUCCAAACAACUGGACGGUUUGCUUCUGGAAUCAAUCUUUUCGAAAAGUUACGAACGCGAAACGUCGAAGUCUCUUCUCUCCUUGCAAAAGUUCUGUUCAUGGGCAAUGAGGAAGUCCAAGCAGUCAGGGUCCUGUACGAAUCCGUCAAGGCAUCACCGAUGGAUUACGUUAUGCUCGAUCUCCAAGCAGAAUUCCUGAAAAAGAAGGCCCUCGACCCCAACCAUCCCGAACUGAAAGAGGAAAGACUGAAAAUGGCUCUCGGUUGCGCAGAUAGAAGUACUAUUGCAGCGCCGAGUGAGUUUGGGACCUGGGCACGACUGGCAGAGGUUUAUGUUGCUAUGGAGGAUUGGGAAAAUGCAUUGACUACCCUGAAUUCAUGCCCGAUGUUCACAUAUCAGGAUAAGGAUGCCCCAGUUCUCCCAGAACCAAAGGAGGUCCAUCUACCGACCCUCCCCGAAACUCGGUUGGAUGAAAUCGACAGUGAGCCCGAGUCGAAAUAUGGAGAGCAAGUUCAUCCAAGUCUGUUAACUUUACGAGCUGCUCAGUACAAAGGUACAUUCAAGCAUGCAUACAGUAUUCUGACCGAGAUGACCGCAAAGAUUGGGUGGGAUCAGCUACUGAAGAUUAGGAGUAACGUGUUCGUCAUGGAGGAGGAAUACCGCAGCGAGAAGCAACCACCUGUUGGGCAGGGCGAAACUGCGAGCAAGCGGACUGCGAGCACCGAUGGACUGAGAGGAAGCCCAGGGCCUCCAGUGAAUGGCGAUGAUCAUACGGAUGAGGAGAAAAGUACUAACGGCGACUCCACAUUGGUAGCCGAGAAUGGCACGAAAGGCUCAGCAGGUGAUGACUCCGUUGAGAAGCCAUCCCAUACCAUCACACCGGAAGAAGUAAAAGGCAGUAGUGAAGAUAAUGAAGCAACUGAGGAGCAACUCUCCCGCUUCAACAACAAGCGGCUCUGCGAACGCUGGCUUGACAGUCUCUUCAUGGUCCUCUAUGAAGACUUGCGAAUUUAUACUAUAUGGCGCACUGAGAUGGCCCAGUACCGGGCCCAAUCCAUGCAGUACAAAAAGUCCGCUGAGGAAUGGGAAAUCCUGGGGUCGCUGGCUUCCCGCUUACAUCACCAAGCCGAAGCUAUUGAAGCCUAUCGCCAGUGCUUAUCCAUACGCUUCUCUCCCAAAGCCCUGGCUGGCAUCUUAGCCGGUUUUGAGAAAGAGAAGAACACCAGGGAGACAAUUGCUGCCAUGAUUAGAUUGGUGACUUGGCAAUACAGGUGGUAUUCAGAGUUUUCGCCGGAGUUGUUAUACACAAUCCGGACGCUGAUUGAGGAUGAAGGUGCAGUGAAGAUUAGGAGCAUCAUUCAGGCAACAAGCCUGCCACAGAAUGUGCUGGACUUGACGCACCAUUACGCAGCACUCUGUGCGGCAUUCAGGAGCUCGGGGACUGAGGGUUGA
Messenger RNA from Amorphotheca resinae ATCC 22711, 2091 nucleotides. RefSeq lists its product as hypothetical. Gene Ontology annotation, cellular component: exomer complex. The coding region runs from base 1 to 2091 and encodes 696 amino acids. The record is from RefSeq and is a predicted model, not a curated record. Gene Ontology annotation, molecular function: protein binding. Gene Ontology annotation, biological process: Golgi to plasma membrane transport. The transcript has 6 exons. NCBI's taxonomy places the organism in Eukaryota, Fungi, Ascomycota, Leotiomycetes, Helotiales, Amorphothecaceae.